AUGCAACUUCCCACAGAGGGCGAACUCCUGGAUAUCCAAGAUAUUAUCCGUAAUAUUGAAGAGGAUUUUCGUUCAGAUUUAACAACCCAUUUGUACCUGGCGUACUUGAUGAAGCUAAACAAUAAGUUCGAGCAUCCUAAAAAAGAAUAUACAUCAUGGCCAUUACCAUUUCAAUUCAUCCCUGACCCUAAAUCUACAUCAAUAUAUAUUGAUGAGAAUAAUCCAUUCAAAAUGCAGCGGAUUGCAUCUAGGGCUACGGGUACUGAAAAUAAUAAUGAAGAUGAUGACGUUUGGAUUGAUAGAAAAAGACCAAAGUUUGAUCGUCGAUUUAGACGAUUCAUGACGAUUAAAUAUUUGUCACAAUUUGGAAACCCAGAGCAGGUUAGAAGAUAUACAAAAAUACUUGCGAAUCUAAGGGAGUUGAAUAAUCGAGUACCCGAGAACUUGGAAAGUAAUAAAAUGAAGUAUGCUAACGGGCAAAGGAUAUUGCCAGAUGAUCGCUCUGAAAAUAUUGAAAAUAUGGUACAAUUCUAUGAUAAUAGUACCUCAAAGCUUAGUGACACUGAACCUGUGGGAUUUUCGAAUUCAGGAGAUAUGGAAAAUCAACAGGAUGUAUCGGAUGAGGAGGACGAAGAAGGAGACAAUGAAGAAGAGGAUGAUGAAGAAGAGGAUGACGAAGCCUUUGAUUACCUGGAUAUUUCCUCUGAAGGAGAAAAAGAAGGUACUGAGUGUGGCCUUGAAUUUGAAGAUGGCUCAUCACCGCACGCUAAUUUGAAGAUUGAAUUGAAUGGUCUUUUUCAACGAUUGAUCUACUCGAAAAUCAGUCUGCACUCAGAAAAGCUUCAAAAUCAAGGGGAGUUAUCAAAACCUCUUGAAGCCCUUGUUGAGCCUCCUCCGAAUCUCUCAGAGCCUCACAUGAAAACGUUAUUCCAUAGGCUUGAUGUAUUACUUCAGCAUAUUCUCCUUCAGAGAAAGCAGCUUUGGCCAAAAGGUAGCGAACGUUUUUUUGGUCGGCGUACUAAGCCCAUGAACUGGGCGGACAUUUUGACUUUUUCUUGUUUGGCAAAUGAUGAUGGCAAUAUUGCUUAUCGUAAAAUGUAUAGGCGGAAUCAUGAAUUAUUUGUUCAGGCGCCCCGAAAUUACAUUCAUCCAAAGCAUCAGGCAUUUACGGAAAACCAUUAUGCGUUUAAGGAUUGCGGCACACCUAAUGAAGAGCGGCUUCACAAAAGACGGAAAUUUGAAGAUACAAGGGCGCUGUUGGCUAGAGGCCUUUUAGAACAUAGUAAUUUGCGUCCCCCAUGCUUUAUGGCUCGUAUCCAACGGAGGAUGAAAUCCUGCAGGUUGAUGAUUGAUCCGAUUAUUUUAAAAGAUCUGAAUAUCAAAAAGACUUUUCAGCAUAUAAGACCGCGAAAAAAUAACGGUAUAGCUAAGAAAAAUAAGCCUUUGGAAGCUUCUAGAAUUCAUAAUGGUAUUUCCAAUGCAAAAGACAGAAAUGUCAAAGCUCACGAUUAUAGCAGAGACAUAGAGACUGAAGAGAAAUUACAGGGAAAGGUAGAGGAACGCGUAGAGGUAGGAGAUGACGAACGGGAUUAUAAUACUGCGCAAGUCGUGAUAAAGAAGGAAGAGGAUAAAAAAGCUGUUAUAUGA
This is a messenger RNA of Saccharomycopsis crataegensis, 1647 nucleotides long. RefSeq lists its product as uncharacterized. The transcript has a single exon. The record is from RefSeq and is a predicted model, not a curated record. Lineage: Eukaryota; Fungi; Ascomycota; Saccharomycetes; Ascoideales; Saccharomycopsidaceae. Bases 1 to 1647 code for a protein of 548 amino acids.